UAAACGGUGGUUCCACAGGAGGAAAGCACGCCCAGUCACAUUAAAGAAGCCAAACUGUCUGCUUCAAAGAGAAAAGGCAACAUCCUGUCACAAGCCAUGCUCUGGCAAAAAUCCACAGCUUCAGAGCAAGCUCCUGCCCCUCCACGGCCAUACCAGGGCGUUCGAGUCAAGGAGCCGGUGAAGGAGCUACUGAGAAGAAAGCGUGGCCAUACCAGUGUUGGGACAGCUGGUCCACCAGCUGCGGUGGUACUGCCCCACCAGCCCCUGGCAACCUACAGCACAGUGGGUCCUUCCUGCCUUGACAUGGAGGUUUCUGCUCCCACAGUGACAGAGGAGGGGACAUUAUGUGCUGGCUGGCUCUCCCAACCUGCCCCGGCCACUCUUCAACCCUUGGCUCCAUGGACGCCCUACACGGAGUAUGUGUCCCAUGAAGCUGUCAGCUGCCCUUACUCCGCUGACAUGUAUGUGCAGCCUGUGUGCCCCAGCUAUACAGUGGUGGGACCCUCCUCGGUAUUGACCUAUGCCUCCCCACCACUCAUCACUAACGUCACGCCAAGAAGCACGGCUACACCCGCAGUGGGGCCGCAGCUGGAGGGCCCAGAGCACCAGGCGCCCCUUACCUAUUUCCCGUGGCCUCAGCCCCUUUCCACACUGCCCACCUCCAGUCUGCAGUAUCAACCUCCAGCCCCAACCCUGUCUGGGCCCCAGUUUGUCCAGCUCCCCAUUUCUAUCCCAGAGCCAGUCCUUCAGGACAUGGAUGACCCCAGAAGGGCCAUCAGCUCUCUGACCAUUGACAAGCUUCUUCUGGAGGAAGAGGAGAGCAACGCUUACGAGCUCAACCACACCCUCUCCGUGGAGGGCUUCUAGGGUUGGCUUGCAUCUAAUAGCCCUUUCACCCAAAACUGAGAUUUAAAAGGAGCCCAGAUGGAGCCCAGAAGUAGCUAUUCCAUAGGCUCCCUUUCUUCCUAAAGCUAAAUUGUAUUCCUUCUUUUCUCCCUUCUUCCUUCUCUCCACUUCCUUCCACCAAGUCCCAUUUCACUUCUUUCUUAUUUCUCCUUUCAGUUUUCUUCCUCUGGAGCAGCAAACUAUAGUGAUAUUAUGAACAAUACUUUAUACUGAAUGUCACCAAGUCGUGCAGCUCAGGGUUUUCCUUUCGAGUCACAUCACUAGGGAAGCGUCCUUCUCUCAGGUGCCCUCUGCUUCCUGGUGGCAGUAGCUUUAGAAAUCUACUCUAUGACCAUUUGCCCUUUCUGCCAUUCUGAAAUGCAUUUCAGUUUUGUUUUGUGUGCCAUGCUCAGCCUUGGCCAGAUGUGCUAUAUAAGUAGAUGUUUCUGGUGUGGCUAGAGGGGAUGGGACAGGACCAUCAGGGUAGGUAGUGGCAGUCAGUGAAUGAUGGACGACAGGGAUGAGGAGGAGCAGGACACGGACCUGUGUCUGUGGUUAGAGAGGGAGUUGGGGUGGGGGAAGGCUGAGGAGUGACCUAACAAUCAGCUUUGAAAAAAAUAUCACUUUAAUGCAAUUUAGGGGUUCGUGAUGGUGAUUAUGAGCUGGCUAGGGAUCAAUGAUGAGUCAGGCCCUCUAAUGUGAUGCCAGCACUUCAAAUACUUUUUGUCAGCAUAUUGUCAUAGCAACAGGAAAAGGAACAGGUGAAGCCUAUCAGUGAGGAGGCUCUCACUUAGUCCUUCCACGUGGGCUUUUGCUUCCUGUUGUGACUCACCCAGGGCCAUCUUGAUACACUGCCAUGGCGUCUUCCGCCCACUCACUGUCUGUCUCUGGGGUCCUGGAGUCCUGGUUGGCAGGCCUACCAGCCUUAAUUUUCACUUUUCUUUAGUUUUUGGUGGAGAAGCAUAACAUUUUCUGUUGAGUGAUUGCUGUCUUGGGGUGCUCUGCUCCUGAGGUGGAUGUGUGUGUCUUUGGGAACUGGCCCACGAUUACUAAUGAUGUAUGUCACCAUUACAUACACACAAGCUUAGUCUAUAGAAUCCAUGUAGAAUAACAGACGUUCUAGAAAAUGACAGUUUCUUUGAUAUCCCACCCCCUUUGCUUCCAUUUUUAAUGAAAACUUAGAGUUACCUGUCUUUUUUCUUUCUUCUGCUUUGUGUUUAUUUUAAUUCAGACAUUUCACCAUCUACCUAAAAUCCUGCGUAUCUUGAAUUUCCUGUUAUUCCUCUUUAAUACUUGGAUUGAAUGUUACAUCUGGAUGGUGGGUUUACACUUCUAUUGGUGGUUACUAUGAACAAGAAAGGGAGCAGGAAGCCUCGGCUUAUUUCAUUAAGACCCUGUUGCACUUAAAAACACUAUUUAAGAUUUUCCAGCUACUUUGGGAGUUUGAGAUAAUGCAGGGGUGGCAAUCACAGAGGAGAUAAUGCUGGGAAAACAAACCAAAACAGCAAAGAAAGUAGUGUGAGUGUUUGCUAGGAUUGAAUUGGUACCUUGAAACCUCAAGUCUUGGCUGCAGGUGUCCAUCCAGAUUUCCUCCUGAGUUUUUCUACUCCUAUGCAACAUUUUCAAUAAAGAUUUGUCGAUG
Molecule: messenger RNA, 2527 nt
Organism: Rattus norvegicus (Norway rat)
Lineage: Eukaryota; Metazoa; Chordata; Mammalia; Rodentia; Muridae
Gene: Pou2af1
Product: POU class 2 homeobox associating factor 1
Exons: 5
Coding region: 97-867 (256 amino acids)
Biological process (GO): DNA-templated transcription; germinal center B cell differentiation; cellular response to virus
Cellular component (GO): RNA polymerase II transcription regulator complex; nucleus
Molecular function (GO): POU domain binding; transcription coactivator activity; DNA binding
Source: RefSeq, marked provisional